Hemicordylus capensis (graceful crag lizard) is the source of this 3986-nucleotide messenger RNA. Its product is annotated as oxidized low-density lipoprotein receptor 1-like. Gene Ontology annotation, biological process: cellular response to molecule of fungal origin. Lineage: Eukaryota; Metazoa; Chordata; Lepidosauria; Squamata; Cordylidae. The transcript has 9 exons. The coding region runs from base 153 to 938 and encodes 261 amino acids. The record is from RefSeq and is a predicted model, not a curated record. Gene Ontology annotation, molecular function: (1->3)-beta-D-glucan binding.
UAGAGAGGCCUCCGUGGAGGCCUCCCUGAAGCCUGAACUCGAGUAGGCCAGCAGGCAGCAAGGAAGGAAGGAAGGAAGGAGGCAGGCAGGCAGGCAGACAGAGUUUUCUGCAGACCCUCUGCCCAGGCCAGCCCGCCCAGCCUUUUCCAGUAAUGGAGAUUAGCCUCAUUUGCUUUGAAAUCCUGAAAGAAAUGGCUGAAGAAGUGACCUAUGCUGACCUGAAGUUCAUUACACUGGAGCAGACUAAGAAGCAGGAGCUCCAGAAAGCCAAAAGCAAAGCAUCUCCCUUAGUGUCCCACUACUGGCGACCUGCAGCAGUGAUUGCUGGGAUCUUUUGUCUGGGCCUGGUGGGAGCAGCAGGAAUUCUGAGUUUCAAGGUUAUGCAGGCAUCCCAUACAGCAAUCAGUCAGAAUGAAAACCUGACCAUUCAGAAGGAGAUAAUGGAAAUUCUACUCAUGAAGCUGAAUAUACUGCAAGCCCAGAAUUUAAACCUUUCUGAGACUGUGCAACAACUGUCAAACUACAGAGGCCAUCACUGCAGCCCAUGCCCAGAGAGGUGGUUACAGCGUGGAAAAAACUGCUACUUCUUUUCCUCCAAGUGGAACUCCUGGGAAGAAAGCAAAGCUCAGUGUGCUUCCCUUAACUCCAGACUUCUUAAAAUAGAGAGUAAAGAUGAGCUGGAGUUCAUACUUGAGUCAGCACAGUCCUAUAGUUCUUUCUGGAUUGGCUUAUUCCGCAGCAGAGCUGGUGAGCCUUGGCUGUGGGAGGACAAUAGCACCUUCUCUACUGAACUGUUUAACAUUCCUGAAUCUGGGUCCACGAAUUAUCCCAUCUGUGUGUCCAUUCAGGGUGGGAAUCUAAUUGCUUUCGAUUGUUUGGGAUACCGGUACUGCAUCUGCGAGAAAGCAUCCGAUCCAGCAAAUACUGACCAUCAGUAAGGCAAGCCAAUUCAGCGGAGCCUUCCUAAUAAUAAUAAUAAUUAACAAUGGCGCCCUAAUAAGCAAACAUCCUGUUAGUCAGACCUCCUUCUUAAGUCAACUCAUAGGCUGCCUUCUGACAUAUCCAGUGAUGGAAUGUUUCCGAAUGACAUCCUGUUUCGCUAUAGACAUGCGAAGAGGACAGAGCUAUGAAGACAGAAACCUUGUGGACUUCAAAAAAGAAGUGAGCUUUACAGUCUUUCUCUGCCUUGUGGAAUUCCAAAAAGAAGAAGAGCUCUACAGUCUUUCUCCACCAUCUCAACAGGUGGGAGGAGGGGACAGUUUUUGUUGCUCUCCUUCCUCCAGAUGGAGUUUGUACCUCCAAUAAUCUGUCUCUGAGGACUGCACAGAUUCAAGCAACAACCUGCCUAUCUCGCCUCCCAAGAUACUGAUCCCAAGCCAGGCUGCCAGGCAGAUAUUUUGAGGCAGCUCUGAAGUCAACAUCCAACUGCAUCCAGAAAAAAAUGCCAUGGAGAAGCACCCUUAUUUGAUUUGCUUAGGCAGAGUCCACAUUAUCAGCCCAUGGAAAUUCAAUGCAAGAGGAAACAGAAAGAAGGUUACUGUUCAGCACAGGGUGACUCAGUUUGGGCUUGUGAUUCCUCUUGGCAUUGUAUUUUUGCACAUCCAGGGUGUGGCAUUUACAGCAUAUAAUAGAUCGCAUCUGCAGCACCCUUGGCAUACAUAACAGCACCAGGAGUGGAGGGAGGCCAGAUCCAGCCCACCGCUGUGGCCCCCAAGCCCCACCCCUGCAUCUGAUGGCAACCACUUAAGCCCCACCUACUGCACCUGACAUCAGACGCAGGGAGCGUAGCUUUGAUUGCAACAGAGUCACUUGGCCCUGUUGGGGGGGGUGGGGAACCCGGCCAGAGCUGCGUAAGCAGCUCUUCCUGCCUUUUAGGUUGGACACAGGGAGCAUAACUUUGCUUGCAAAUGGGCACGUGGCAAAAUCCCCGGCCAGUGCCACAUUCACAGGGCAGCCAGAACCAACUGCUCUGGCCACGCAGCAAAUGUAGCAGUGGCCCAAGAAUUUGCUCACAAAUGGGGCCCGUGGCCCCGUUUGCAAGGAAAGCUACACUCACUGCGUCCGAUGUCAGAUGCAGGGGGCGUGGCUGGGGAGCAAGACAAUGCAAAACUGGGCCAGGUUCUUUGAACCCAUGCGCUCAAUGGUGGCUCCACCCCUGAAUAGCACCAAUGCACAACUUGCUUGUUUAUCUGCAUGAAUGCAGAUGGAGACCUACUAGAUUGCCACAAAUAUCUGACCAUUUGUCUUUUACCACACUCUGCUCUUUACAUUUUCAGCUGAUGAGGUUUUGCAUCUGUCUCCUUGUGUUCACACCUGCAUGAUGGGUCAAAGUAGAAGAGGCAGAGUCCUCUCACCACUGUUUGUGUUCUCUUUCUCUCCUUUCAGGCAUAAAUUUGCUUUCAUGUUUAAGAUUCUCCUUGAUGAAUUUGUUUUUAGAUCUUCCCAAGCCAACUGGAGGUGUCUGUGCUGUAACUGCAAAUCCAUGGUAACCUGGAUAACUGAAGUUAGGCAAAACGUUGCUUAGUUGCAAUGUCAGAUCAAACCUUGUGCAGUUUUCAGACCCUUUUAAGCUAGAAGAACUGCAGAAUAGAAACACAUUAAGAAAUUUGGCCCCGCUUUUAAUGGCCUAAUUAAAGGAUUGUUGACUUACAGAACUAUAAAAAGCAAGUACUGUCUCUCCCAUUUGGUCCUACAGGAAUCCUUUAACAUUCAUUCAGAUAUUUAUAUUAAGGGUGUGCAAUUCGGGUUUUCGGUGAUUCGGUGUGGGACCCGAACCGAAUCAUCCCCGUUCUGUUCUGUGCCCGAAUAUGGGCUUCCCAAAUCACCCCUGAUUCGGUUCAGAUUUGGAUUAAAUCCAAAUCUGAAUCAAUUUGGGUAACAAAAAUGGGUCCCCGUGGCAAAAUAGUGGGGUAGGGUGGUAGUGCCCAAUGGGUGGAGGCUACCACCCAAGUUUCAGGGGAAUUGGGCAAAGGGCUGAUUUUUGGGGAAUUUUUGAAGUUUUAGUGUCUUUGGGGCAGAUCGGGGCAUAGCGUGGGAUCUGGGCAAAAAAAGUGGGGUGGGAUGGUAGGGCCUAAUGGGUGGAGGCUACCACCCCAAUUUCAGAGUGAUUGGGCAGAGGGCUGAUUUUUGGGGAAUUGUUGAAGUUUACGCAUCUUUAAGGUUUUUCUCAAUAAAGAAGCAUUGAGGUGUCAGCAAAUGUAUAGCUUCACAUGGGGGGCAAAGGGGUGGCCUAGAGCAGUGUGGGGUUGGUGGUUGUGCCAGGUAGGGGCAAGGAAGCUACCUGAAUUUUUUCAAAGGAUUUGGGCAGAGGGCUGAUUUUUGGUAAAUUGUUGAAGAUUACGCGUCUUUAAGCUUUUUCCUCAUAGGGUAUACAUGGAGCUUUCAGCAGCCCCAUAAGUGCACUUGGGGGUGCUGGGGUGGCCCAGAGCGAGUGGUAGUGUAGUGCACAUAGGGUGCCAACCACCCCCAUGGGUUUCUAACCCAUGGCGUACAGGGUUCUGUUGUUUCUGAGGUAUUCUGAGUGUGGAUUCUAUGAUAGCAAAUGAGAUUUUCAAUGAAACACCAUGAAUCCACUCUAAUUUGAUGUUACAGAUGCUUUUUAGCUUGUGCAAUUGAGGAUGUAAAGACUAGAGGAUUCUUGGGAGUGUGAGGUUGACCAACUGCUUGUGCAACUCUCCCCCAUUCUAGCUAGUUAAGGCAACCUGAGGAGAAUUGGCCAAAUGGGUGAAGAGGGUGAUUAAUGCAGAUCUCCCACGAGAAUAACUGAAAGGGGCCCUCUUUGCAGGGUGUGAAGUUGUCAAAAUAAGGUGAUAUUUUGUCUCCUCUAGUUAGAAGCAAAGCUGAACAAAAAUUACUCUUGCAGUUUUUUGUUUUGGUCAGAUUCACAUUUUGACAAAUAUUUCUCCUAUUUGGAAGGGUAUCCAUAUUCUUAUUUGGCUUACUGUAUGUGUGAAUCAACCCAGUCACAUAAAACAUUUCCAUUUUAA